UUUUCUUUCCCAAGUUGAAGUUUCUCGGACAUUUUCAAACAGAGAAAUUUUCUCUGUGAACUAAUGCCAUUAAUCUUCUACAUUGACUUGCGACAAACAAGUCAAGCAGAGACUCUUAUAAAGCCACAACCAUGAAGAAUCACAGCUCAUUAUUAUCACCAUCAUAUUAUCUCUGUUUUUCCUGCAACUUAUUAUUACUGCUGACUCUACUCAACACAGAGAAUUGGAAUAUAUGGCUCUGGAGCUCAUACCUAUAGGGACCAUCUUGGCUGUGCUAACAAACCAAGUCCUUAAGACAGCUCAGGCUGCAAAAGAUGUUGUGAUUGAGACUAAAAGUUUCAAGGUUCUGUCAAAGCAUCUGUUUGACAUCGAACCCGUGUUAAAAGAAUUGCAGCUUCAAAAACUGAAUGAUUGUCAAGCUGCCAGGUUAGCACUUGAAUCACUUGAAGCAGAUGUCAGGAAGGCAAAUCAGUUGGUUGAUAAGUAUAAGAAUCGAGCCCGUUUCUACUUACUGGUGAAGUGCCGGCACAUUGUGAACGAGAUACAAGAAGUGACAAGGGAUAUUGGGAGGUCUUUAGCUGCGUUAUCCCUUGCAAACACGGAAGUUCUUGCAGGGAUAUCUGACCAGGUGAAUAGGCUACAUAAUGAAAUGCAAAGGGUAGAAUUUGAAGCAUCAUACUCGCAGCUUCAAAUUGUUGAUAAGUUGAACCAAGGUCUUCGUGAUCAGAAACUUGAUCAAGGUUUUGCAAAUGACAUGCUCGAUGAAAUUGCACGUGCUGUUGGGGUACCUGUAGAACCUUCACAGAUUAGCAAAGAACUUGCAAGCUUUCGAAAGGAAAAAGAAGAAGCGGCCAACCGGAAAGAAAGGGCUGAAGUUCUCUUCUUGGAGCAGGUUAUUGAGCUGCUUUCUCGAGCUGAUGCUGCCAGAGAUUUCGAAGAAGUCAAGAAGCAGUAUUUUCAGAGAGUUCAGGUUAUAGGGCAAUAUGAUGAGAGGGAGGAAUAUAUAGCUCCUCUUACUCCUUUCCUUUGUCGUAUAAACGGGAAUGUGAUGGAUGAUCCUGUCAGCCUUUGCACUGGCACUACAUGUGAGAGAGCUGCUAUCGAAGCUUGGAUUGACGGUGGAGAGAGAAUUGACCCGGAAACUGGUGACAUUCUAGAGGAUACGACUUUGAGAUCUAACAUCCGACUUAGACAAUCAAUAGAGGAAUGGAGAGAACGAAAUUACUGCCUUAGAAUCAGAGCUUGCAGGGCAAAGUUGUUAUCAGAUGUUGACUCUUAUGUGGAAGAUGCUCUAAGUCACAUGCAGGAUCUCAUGAGAGAAAAUUCUAUAAACAAGGACUGGAUCUCUAUAGGAGGUUUGACGGAUAUCAUCAUUUCCAUCCUUGGUUGCUCUCACAAUAAAGAUGUAAAGAGGAAGAUUUUAAUUACUCUAAAGGAUAUUGUUGAAAGCCAUCCAAGGAAUAAGGAAAAAGUGGUCAGCUAUGAGGGAUGGGAUCUCAUCAUUCCUUGCUUAGUGCGCGACUCCAGUAUCUCAAAGGCUGCUGUAGAAUUGCUAUUUGAGUUGUUGCAAGAGAGAUCUGGUUGGAAUGUGUCUGUGUGCAGGAAACUUUCUCAACAGUGCAGUUCAAUUCUUUUCCUUGUCACCCUCUUGAAUGGUCCUGUCAGGGAAUCAGCUGUCUAUGCAACAAAAAUCUUGAAUAAACUUUUUGAAAUCGACGAGGAGAGUAUAUCUCGUGCUGCAAAGUCAGGCUGGUAUAAACCGCUCGUUGAGCGGAUUAUACAAGGUCCGGAGUCUUCAAGGAUAUCAAUGGUCCGAGCUAUAGUUAAUAUGGAGUUGGAUUUGAAGCUACUUGGUGAAGAAGGAAUAAUACCUCCUUUGCUUGAAAUGGUAGGAUCAGGAAGUAUUGAAUCAAAAGAGUUGUCCUUGUCUGCUUUGGUGAAGCUAUCUGAUUGCGAUGCCAAUAAAGAGCUUAUUUCGGCUGCUGGUGGGCUUUCUCUUGUUUUAAAAUUAAUGUUCUCAUCCCACGUACGAAAUGUUCUUAAAGUAAAAUGUGCUGAAAUCCUUGAGAAAUUUGCUUCUGAUGAUGCUGGAAUGAAAUUUCUUGUUGAUGAGAACAGAAAUCAGCUCGAGUUAGAACCAAUCAUCACCAAUUUGUUAGCUUUGCUUCAGGUCCCGAGCUCAUCCCAUAAUCUUCGGAGGCCUGCUUUACGAGCACUCUUUGGGAUAUGCAAUCUUGACGUAGGAUUGGUUAAGACUGCAGUUCUCACUGUUGAUGGUGUAUUUUUAAUACUUUCUCUUCUCGAUGAUACAAACUCAGAAAUUCGAGAGAUUGCCAUUAAUCUUCUCUUCCUCUUCUCGCAUCAUGAACCGCAAGGAGUAGUGGAUUACUUGCUUAAGCCAAGAAGACUCGAGGCGCUGGUGGGAUAUCUCGAGAGUGAUGAUAAGAGUGAUGUACAGAAGGCUGCUGCUGGCUUAUUGGCCAAUCUUCCAAAAUCUGAGGUAACCCUGACUCAGAAGCUAAUUGUAUUGAAUGGGCUCGAUGCAAUCGUCAACAUUAUAAGAACAGGGACCAUGGAAGCAAAAGAAAAUGCUCUAAGUGCACUCUUUAGGUUCACUGAUCCAUCAAAUGUCGAAUCACAGCGGAUUGUAGUUGAACAAGGAACUUACCCUUUACUCGUAGACUUACUGAGAACCGGUUCUGUAACGGCAAAGGCAAGAGCUGCAGCUCUUAUUGGUGAUCUUUCAGUGAGCAGUCCAAAGCUUGUUGUUGUGUCUAAACCAACCGGCUUUUGGUGUUUUAGGCCAACACGUCGUCCUCAUCUAUGCACAGCGCAUGCAGGUAUCUGCAGCGUGAAGACUACAUUUUGUCUCAUGGAAGCAAAUGCUUUGCCUGCAUUGGUCGAUCUCCUACAGGGCCAGGUUGAUGCAACUGCUCAUGAAGCAAUUCAGACACUCGCGACGUUGGUUCAACGGGGUUGUCCUAACCGAGGGGCCAAUGUGUUACAUGAGGCUGAUGCCAUAAAGCCUGUGCUAGAUACUUUGAAUUGGGGAUCAGAUUCUCUGAAAGAAGAGGCUUUAGGAUUUCUGGAGAAGGUGUUCCUGUCAAAGGAAAUGGUGGAACACUAUAAAUCAACAACCCGGAUUCGACUAAUUAGUCUGACCGGACGAAACAUUUACGAGGAUAAUGGUCGUAUGGGAAGAAAGGCUGCGAAAGUUCUUGCGCUCAUCGAACGCUUUUCUAGAUCAUCAACAUCUCUUCUGCCUGGAAUAUUUGGAUAAAAAAGAUCCUCCUGAAUUGCUCUUUUUGCUCAUCAAUCAGGAUUUUUUUGUAAAUGAGUACAUAAAGUCUCGCCAUAUAUGUAAUUUGGUGAUCUUAUUACAUGUUAUUAUAGAGUAACUAAUCCCUCUAAUUCAAGUACAUGUUGCAAUUAGACUGUAAAUGAUCUUUAAUUAGAUUAAGUAUUCUUCAUUAUUUAAA
This is a messenger RNA of Mercurialis annua (annual mercury), 3479 nucleotides long. RefSeq names its product U-box domain-containing protein 44-like. Gene Ontology annotation, biological process: cell surface receptor signaling pathway; protein ubiquitination. The transcript is spliced from 4 exons. Lineage: Eukaryota; Viridiplantae; Streptophyta; Magnoliopsida; Malpighiales; Euphorbiaceae. Gene Ontology annotation, molecular function: protein binding; ubiquitin-protein transferase activity. The record is from RefSeq and is a predicted model, not a curated record. Bases 233 to 3280 code for a protein of 1015 amino acids.